This is a messenger RNA of Oncorhynchus keta (chum salmon), 5816 nucleotides long. RefSeq names its product serine/threonine-protein kinase Kist. Gene Ontology annotation, biological process: peptidyl-serine phosphorylation; regulation of protein export from nucleus; positive regulation of translational initiation. The record is from RefSeq and is a predicted model, not a curated record. Gene Ontology annotation, molecular function: ATP binding; ribonucleoprotein complex binding; protein serine/threonine kinase activity. Bases 699 to 2042 code for a protein of 447 amino acids. NCBI's taxonomy places the organism in Eukaryota, Metazoa, Chordata, Actinopteri, Salmoniformes, Salmonidae. The transcript has 8 exons. Gene Ontology annotation, cellular component: nucleus; neuronal ribonucleoprotein granule.
UGUAUAUUUAGUUUGUGAGUGUGUGAUAUGGGGGUUGGAGACAUGUUUAUUUUUACAUUACAAAGACAAACUUGUAUAAACAAUGUCAACACCGCCAUGUUGCACUGAGCCUUGCUGUUGGAAAACCACAUCAGUGUCUGACUUCACUCUUCGAGUUUUGUCUACAGCAGGUUGCUUUCGCGUGACUACUCAAACGAGCUCAAGGUUAGGGGGUAGGGACGUCCCAAUAAUCCCAAUAGCACUAACCAUUUUAUGACGGCUGCUGCUUCCGGGAAGAUGGCCGGCUAAACAAUGGCAAAAUAUACCAUUCUAGAAAUCAAGAAGGGAGACUUUUCGCUUUUGCAAACUACUUGGAUUAACCAAAGUGUUCGGAAUAAAUGCUUGCAUUUAGGUAGUUUAUUUGGUGACCGUGUGCAUGCAUGUUAAAUUACUGUUUGGGUUAGCUAAAUUAGCUCGCACAUGCGAAGUAGCUAACAUGUCAGCUAUUGGUAGCUAAAGUUGAAACCCGCAACUGACGUAUUAUUGAGCUCCAUGAUCGAGAAAUGGAGAGGAGACACGUUUACAGUGCUGGCUAGUGUCGAAACGUGCGAUAUUUUUUUAUCGGUGUGUCUCGCUGGUCGAUUGCUAUGUUCCCGCAGCUGCAUGCAACUGUCUAAAACUUAACUAGCUAGCUAAUUUUCCUUGAUUCACUCAUUUCAAUGGCUCACUGUAGUUCAUCAGAUCCAAGUGGGAAGAUACCCCGUCCAGAUAGUAGCGCAGUAUUGAUGGCAGGAUCUCCCGGAACCGUUGAUCAGGCAAUGAAGCCGGUGUUGUUUGAAAUAUUUGGAGAAAUUUGGAACGUCCAGGCCCGACUCGGGCAAGGCGUCUCGGCCUCCGUAUACCGGGUGAGCUCGGGAAGGACGAGUACGGCCGCGGUUAAGGAGUUCCUGGCGGACGCUCAGGGCGGAGAUUACGGGUACCACAAGGAGAGGUCCGUGCUGGAAGACAUCCAAGGACACAAAAACAUCGUAACGCUAUAUGGGGUGUUCACCAACCACAGCCAUGUGGGUGUGGCCACACGCUGCCUGCUGCUAGAGCUGCUGGAUGUCAGUGUGUCUGAGCUGCUGGUUAGUACCCAGGGCCAGGUGGGCAGCCUCCAGAGUGGUGGUGCCCAGCAGCAGGGCCACUCCAUGUGGCUGGUGCAGCACUGCGCGAGAGACAUCCUGGAGGCCCUGGCCUUCCUCCACCGAGAGGGCUACGUCCACGCAGAUCUCAAGCCCCGCAACGUGCUCUGGAGCGCAGACGACGAGUGCUUCAAACUCAUCGACUUUGGACUCAGCUUCAAGGAGGGUAACCAGGAUGUGAAGUACAUCCAGACGGAUGGGUACCGUGCCCCGGAGGCUGAGCUUCAGAACUCGCUGGCCCAGGCGGGGCUGGAGGCGGAGGGUAACUCUGGCUGCUCGGCCACUGUGGACCUCUGGAGCCUGGGUAUCAUCCUGCUGGAGAUGUACUCCGGCAUCAAACUCAAAGACACUGUCAGGUCACCCAAGUGGAAGGACAACAGUGCAGCGAUAGUCGACCAUAUCUUUGCCAGUAACAGUGUGGUGUGUCCUGCUAUCCCUGUCUAUCACCUCAGAGACCUGAUCAAGAGCAUGCUUCACAAUGACCCCAAGCACAGAGGCACAGCCGAGACGGCCCUGCUUAGCCCUUUCUUCAGUAUUCCCUUUGCUCCUCACAUAGAAGACUUGGUUCUGCUGCCCUCGCCUGUUCUGCGCCUGCUCAACCUGAUUGACGACAGCCACCUACACAAUGAGGAGGAGUAUGAAGACAUCUUGGAGGACAUGAAGGAGGAGUGCCAGAAGUACGGCUCUGUGGUCUCUCUUCUCAUUCCCAAGGAGAACCCAGGCAAAGGACAGGUGUUUGUAGAAUAUGCUAACGCAGGCGACUCCAAAGAGGCCCAGAGACUGCUGACAGGACGGACCUUUGACAGGAAGUUUGUCGUUGCCACAUUCUACCCCCUGAGUGCUUACAAGAGAGGCUACUUGUACCAGACCGUGCAGUGAACACACACACACGCGCACUGAGAGCUCACACACUGUUAGUUGAAAUGCCUAGGCCCCAUUCAGUCAGUCUCUGUCAUGGUGUGUAUACUUACAGUUGAAGUUGGAAGUUUAUUUACACUUAGGUUGGAGUCAUUAAAACUCAUUUUUCAACCACUCCACACAUUUCUUGUUAACAAACUAUAGUUUUGGCAAGUCAGUUAGGACAUCUACUUUGUGCAUGACACAAGUAAUUUUUUCCAACAAUUGUUUACAGAGAUUAUUUCACUUAUAAUUCACUAUAUCACAAUUCCAUUGGGUCAGAAGUUUACAUGCACUAAGUUGACUGUGCCUUGAAACAGCUUGGAAAAUUCCCGAAAAUGAUGUCAUGGCUUUAGAAGCUUCUGAUAGGCUAAUUGACCUAAUUUGAGUCAAUUGGAGGUGUACCUGUGGAUGUAUUUCAAGGCCUACCUUCAAAAUCAGUGCCUCUUUGCUUGACAUCAUGGGAAAAUCUAAAGAAAUCAUCCAAGACCUCAGAAAUAAAUUGUAGACCUCCACAAGUCUGGUUCAUCCUUGGGAGCAAUUUCCAAACGACUGAAGAUACCACAUUCAUCUGUACAAACAAUAGUACGCAAGUAUAAACACCCUUGGACCAGCUGUCAUACCGCUCAGGAAGGAGAUGCGUUCUGUCUCCUAGAGAUGAAUGUACUUUGGUGAGAAAAGUGUAAAUCAAUCCCAGAACAACAGCAAAGGAACCUGUGAAGAUAAUGGAAGAAACAGGUACAAAUGUAUCUAUCCACAGUGAAACGAGUCCUAUAUCGACAUAACCUGAAAGGCCGCUCUGCAAGGAAGAAGCCACUGCUCCAAAACCGCCAUAAAAAAGCCAGACUACCGUUUGCAACUGCACAUGGGGACAAAGAUAGUACUUUAUGGAGAAAUGUCCUCUGACCCACUGGGAAUGUGAUGAAAUAAAAGCUGAAAUCAUUCUCUUUACUAUUAUUCUGACAUUUCACAUUCUUAAAAUAAAGUGGUGAUCCUAACUGACAUUUACAUUUAAGUCAUUUAGCAGACGCUCUUAUCCAGAGCGACUUACAAAUUGGUGCAUACACCUUAUUGUGAAAAACUGAGUUUAAAUGUAUUUGGCGUAUGUAAAGGUAUAUGUAAACUUCCAACUUCAACUGUAUAUCAGAUCACCACUCUGCUUUCUGCAGCCUCUAGGGCCAGAGUUAACCUAAUAUGCCCUGUAGCUUUAAUUACUGUAUGUAGCUACAGUAUGGAUUAUACAAAUCUGUCCUUUCACAAUUUUCCAUGUCCUCCUUUUGGGAUGUAUACUGCUGGAGUCUGCUUUUAACAUUGAUCCAGCUUGGUCAUAUGUUUAUCAGAGGGAGAUGGCUUGACUCUCAGUAGAUGGAUAAAUCCAUACGUUCCCACUCCACACUGGGCUGAUGUCAAACCCCGAACAAGAGAAUGACUUUAUGUCCACCUACCUUUUUAUAGAGCACAAAGAGUGCAGUACCAAGUGCCCUAUGGGUUUCUCUCGUAAACCUAGCAGGCUGUUUAGCUUGGGGCCCUAGUUUUUUUUUCAUACUCAACUACUUGAAUAUGUUAUCUUUUAAGUAAUUGAAACCGUUCCUACUGGUUGAUGUUGGGUCUCUUGUUGAAGGCUGAGCCACAAUUUCAUCGUAUCCAAAGUUACCUUCCUAUGACAUAUUUUGUCUAUGAGAUGUUUGUUUUGAGACUUGAAUUCUGAAGGUACCACUCAAACAUCAGUAGAAUCACGUUCUGAGACUAAAAAUCACAUUCUGAGACUAAAAGUCCAACCAUUCAACUGGCACUUUUCUAUGGUACAUAAAAAAUAUAUAUACUUUUUUUGUAAUUUCUACCAUAUGUUUUUAUAUAAUCAUUUCUACCAUAUAUAGUGUUAUUCCAUUUUGUCCAAAUUGCCACAUAUACUAUGUUUACUCCUGAUUGGUUGGGCUGAUGUGAAUGGAAGUUUAGUUUUCAAUACGUUAUGAAAGGGAUGGGUCAUUCCCUAGCUCUGUACAGUACAUAGCAACAAGCCUACUGUACGCUCAGAAGCCAUGAAUAGGGGUUUCACAGUUGAAUAUUUCAGUUGGAGAGCUUUACAGCUGUGUCAGUGUUGUAGCCGACUAUUCCAGUUCUGUCUGUCUCUGAGUUUUAUAGUCUGCAUGACAAAUCAAUGUGUGAGAACAGCUAGUUUAGGUGUGACUAUGGUGAGAUUAUAGGCUACAAAAGUCUUGAAUUAUUCUAUGUCGUGUGUUGAAGAUGUUGAAAUGAACAACAAAUUGUUGCAUGCACUGAACUGAAAUGUUAUAGGCAGUAUUUAUUCUGCUCUUAUUCAGUCCAAUGACCCUGUGAAUCUUAGGUGGGGCACAAGGACUUCUGAAUCAGUAGGCUGGCAUUGAAACUAGAAAGGUUUCUGGCAGGGGGCUAGUGGCAUCCUGCCCAUCUCUAUAAAUACUGCAGCACCCCUUAGCGGUCAUGCUGGAGAAAGGCCUCGUCUUCCUCUCCUAUACUAUACCUACAGUAGCUGAUCUUCCAAAGCUCCGUCCUGCCUGUCCAACCUUUCCAGAUGCUUUUUUAAGUUGUUUGAAAAAGAGACCAUAUUAACAUGAGCAAAAAUAACUACUAUUUAAAGCACAUUAUUGUUGAUACACUGCGAUUUACUCCAUUUGUAACUCACACUUCCAUUCAACUGGCAUCAUGCGACAAGUGUGGAUGCUGAUUGAGACAUCGUUGAUGACGUCCUGCUUAUGUGAAGUACUGACUCUAGGACCUCUGGGUGAUGUACCACCAAUAUGUGAGGUGAUCCAUCCACUGCCUUAGCUACAGUACCUUCUAUGUGUUUAUAAUCUAGUCUACCACUAUAAUGUUCCCAUUUAGUAUAUUGGUUGAUGUUUUGGCACACUGUCCCUUCAGUGUGUUAUUCAGAAUAGAUCUCAAUGAUUCCUUUCUAAUCCCCACAACCAUUGAGCAUGAUGGCAUUUCUUCAUGGACAAAUGUUCAUGAAGGUUAGAGAUUUAAGGUUAGAGAUUAGUGUGUGUGUUUACAUGUAUAUUAAUUUAUAGGUUUGUAUGUGGGGAGGCUUCCUGCAUCCUCCCAGUUUGUUGAUAGGCAUUAUGUUUCAUUCAGGUUUAUUAGUUAGUGGAGUUAUGCUGUUGUCAGAGAUUGCACAAAUUGGUGAUUUCCUGAACUGAAUUGAAUCAACCCUGCUUUACAGCACUGAUCAAAUGAAAGAAAAAUCUAAGUCAGCAAUGACGUAGACCAAUCCCCCGUUGCCAUAUGGUAUUAAAAAACCCCACAGAUGACAGGAUUGAAAUGAGGUGUUUUAUUGUCAAUGUUUUGUCUGCUAGGCAAUAUUGAAGGAGUCUCCAAAGACGACAGCACUGAUACCAAUGUUUUAUAUAAAUCAUUUCCCUUCCCCACUCAAAAGACAAUCAUCAUAGUUUUUUAGCAACAUGUCUCCUUUGGGUUUUGUGAAAGCCCGCCUCAUUGAGCAGCUGUCAGCCCCCCUGUUACAAAGAACAACUGUCUCCAACAGAACUAAAACUGACUUGAAUGUGAAUCACUCACACUAUCUGAUCUGCGUGAUCAGGAUUACCGAAGGCACAUAUUAUGAGUAUAAAACAAGUGUUUGUAUGUAUGAUGGAACAAGCGCGUGUGAGAGUCCAUGCAUUGCCACACAGAAAGAACCCUGUGAUUGUAAGUCUGCGAUUAUAUAUGUUCGUAUUGUUUCCAUAUCUCAAAAUAAAGGUACUUGACUAUGUGUCAACAAUA